Messenger RNA from Pistacia vera, 2178 nucleotides. RefSeq names its product putative disease resistance protein RGA4. Gene Ontology annotation, biological process: defense response to other organism. The transcript is spliced from 4 exons. Bases 1 to 2178 code for a protein of 725 amino acids. NCBI's taxonomy places the organism in Eukaryota, Viridiplantae, Streptophyta, Magnoliopsida, Sapindales, Anacardiaceae. Gene Ontology annotation, molecular function: ADP binding. The record is from RefSeq and is a predicted model, not a curated record.
AUGCCCCCAAAGGAGUCCGGGCAGCCCGCCCGAGCACCAUUCGUCUUCCCUCGAUCGAGGAGAGAGAGGGCGGUCGAAGCUGCCCGUCCUAUUCUGGCACAGCCGUUGCGAGCUGCUGCGCCUUCCCAGCCCCGUCCUGUGCAAGAAGCGACCAGGACAGAGCAGGUCGCUCAGGCACCAUCUGCUCGCCCAAGGCGGAAGGCUCCGGCCCAAAGGUCCAAGAAGAGGAAACAGGUCCAGGCCGAAGAGUCUGAGACCGAAUCCGAGGAGGAGCCUCUGAGGACGCGCCAGGAAUCCAGGAGGUCGGGCAAGGAGCCCGUGAGCGAGGCGGUCGCUGCCGGCAAGGUGAAGGACGCACCAGUGCUAGACUCAUUGGGGAGUCUGCCCGAAUACCUGCAGCCGAUAGUCUAUGGUCUGCUCGAGUGCGAGCUAUCGGAGUCAUACGACGAGCAUAACAAAGUGAAAAAGCUCACUAGCAAUCUUGAAGCUAUUGAAGCUGUGCUCCUUGAUGCAGAGGAGAGAGAAAUGAAGGAGAGAGACGUCAGACUUUGGUUAGAUCAGCUCAAGUACUUGUCUAAUGACAUUGAAGACGUGUUGGAUGAGUGGAACUAUGCUACGCUGAAACAACAAAUUGAGGGGGUUCUUGCUAAGAAGGUACGUCUUUCCUCUCCCUCUUCCUCUUCGUACCAACAAGUUGGGUUACGUCAUGAAAUUGCAGUCAAGAUAAAGGAAUUCAAUGAAAAGUUAGAUGCGAUUGUGAAACAAAAAGAUAAGUAUGAUUUUAAAGUGAGUAGAAGUGUUGGGAAGUCCAAACGAGUACAAAGUACCUCAUUUGUUGAUGUGUCUGGGAUGGGGGAAAUCGGUAAGACUACUCUUGCUCAAUUUGCUUCUAAAGACAAUAAGGUGAUAAGCAAAUUUGGUAAAGCAAUUUGGGUGUGUGUGUCAGAACCUUUUGAUGAGAACAGGAUAGCCAAAGCAAUCCUCGAGUCUCUAGAAGGUUCUACUCCGAAUUUAGAUACACUGCAAUCGCUUUUAGAUCGUAUUAGUGACUGUAUUGUUGAAAAAAGAUUUUUGCUUAUCUUGGAUGAUGUGUGGUCAGAUGACGACAAAACAUGGGCACCAUUAUAUCAUUGUUUAAAGAUGGUCUCCGUGGAAGUAAAAUUCUGGUCUCAAGAGGAGUGUGAAAAUCUAGAAGAGAUCGGCAAGAAAAUUUUAAACAAGUGCAAAGGUUUGCCUCUUGCUGCAAAGACUACUGGUAGUCUUUUACGCUUUAAAAAAACUAGAGAAGAGUGGCAAAAUAUCUUAGAUAGUGAUUUGUGGAAACUUGAAGUGUUUGAAAAAGAUAUUUUCGGUCCUCUACAAUUGAGUUAUAAUGAUUUGCCUUUCAAGAUAAAACGAUGUUUCACAUAUUGUGCCAUUUUUCCGAAGGACCAUAUCAUAGAAAGAGAUUAUUUGAUUAAAUUAUGGAUGGCUCAUGGUUAUCUCAAACAAGAAGGAAAUGAUGUAAUGGAGAUAGUUGGUCAAGAGUACUUUGAUUACUUAGCAUCACGCUCAUUCUUUCAAGAGUUUGAAAGAGAUGACGACAAUAACAUCAUAGGAUGUAAGAUGCACGAUUUAGUGCAUGACUUUGCCCAAUUCCUCAGUAAGAAUGAAUGUAUCUCGAUAGAAGUUGACGAUCUUAAGGAUCCAAUCACAAACUCUUCUUAUCAUGAGCAAGUUUGUCACUUGAUGGUAACAAUUCAUAGAGGAAGUUCAUUUCCUGAUUCCAUUUUUAGUCUCAGAAGGAUUCGCAAUUUCCUAUAUAAUUUUAAAGAUUCCUCAGAUCCAUUGGCUCCUAAUAUCUUACCAAAAUUAUUUGGUGAGUUGACAUGUUUAAAGGCGUUAACCAUAGGUGGAGAGUCAGAUUGGCUUGAAAAUGUGAUUGAAGACAUUCCUAAAGAGAUUGGAAAAUUGAUACAUUUGAGAUAUCUUAAUUUGCAUGGUCUAAACAUUAGAAAACUUCCAGAAGAAUUCUGUGGAUUAUAUAAUUUGCAAACUUUAGACAUUAGUGAUUGUACAAAUCUGGAAGAAUUACCUCAAGGGAUUGAAAAAUUAAUAAAUCUAAGGCAUCUAGAAAAUGAAGAUGUCCGGUCAUUAAGAUACAUGCCAAUAGGAAUUCAAAGAUUGACUAAUCUCUGA